AUGUUAACCCAAAAACUGCUCCUAAACUUCCGCUCCCUGGCUCUCCGCCCUCUGGCAUACAGCACAACUUCGGACCCGAAAAAUGAGGUUUUCCUGGAGAGAUUAACGGGGAAAGAUGAGGGCAUCACAAUCGUCAAUAUGAACCGUCCGGAGAAGAAAAACUCGUUGGGAAAGGUUUUCAUGGCUCAGUUCCGCGAAGUGCUGGAGGAGAUCAAAUACGAUCCAAAGACGCGGGUGGUGAUUUUGAACUCGAAGUGCGAGAAUGUGUUCUGCAGUGGAGCGGAUUUGAAAGAGCGCAAGACGAUGAGCCAGCAGGAGGCCACCAAAUUUGUUAACGGGUUGAGAGACUCGUUUACCGAUGUGGAACGUCUUCCACAACCCGUCAUCGCCGCUAUUGAUGGAUUUGCACUUGGAGGAGGGCUGGAGUUGGCACUCGCGUGCGAUAUUCGUGUGGCUUCUCAAAAAUCCAAAAUGGGCCUCGUCGAAACGAAAUGGGCACUGAUCCCAGGCGCCGGUGGUUCCCAGCGUCUGUAUCGAAUUGUGGGCGUGGCCAAAGCCAAGGAAUUGAUCUACACGGCGGCGGUUUUCGAUGGAUCCGAAGCAGAGAAGCUGGGCGUCGUCAAUCACUGUGUCGCAUCGAAUCCAAUCGAUAAAUCAAUCGAUAUCGCCAGAAAGCUCAAAAAGAUGCUAAUUUCCACUCUCUCCCGUCGCUUCGCCUCGUCAGCUACAGUAACCCCGACAGCUCAAAAAUGGGACAUUUUCGCGUCCGUAAUCCUAUCGCGACCGCCAAUAAUCGCGCCAAAAAUGUCGGAAAUCGAGGAGCGGUUCCAGAAAUUACAGAAGCAAGAGGAGGAGGAGAAGAGUCUGCUCUGUAACUAUGAGCUCAAGACGAAACAGGACUUGAACCAAAUUUCUGAUAUUUUGAACCAAUUUUCAGCCAUUUUUAGCCAAAUUUCAGCUGUUUUGAUUUAUUUUAGAGCUAUUUUAAGCCAUUUUUGGACCAUUUUCAGCCAAAUUUCUGAUAUUUUAAACCAAUUUUCAGCCAUUUUUAGCCAAAUUUCAGCUGCAAAUUUCCCGCUUAUUUUCAGAAUGGUCGCCCGUCGUGAACAACUGCUGCGCGAGGGAAAAGAGCUCUCCGAACUGGACGAGGAGAUCGGCGUGACGAAUGCUCAAAAAGAGGACGAUUGGUCGAAAGCGGCGGCGGAUUUGGACCAGAAAUUCAAAUUUGGCGCCAAUGUUUUGGCUGAAAAUGCGGCUGAAAAUCUGAAAAGUGUCGAUAGAGCGUUGGAGAGGAAGCUGGUGUUGAUUGUGAAGCAGAAAAUGGGAGGCGGAGCCGAGUACAGUAGCCCGUGGAUCUUGCCGCAGAUGAAGCAUCGGGAGGGCGAGACGUUGAGACAGACCCGAUUACCAGCUGUUUCAGAGCUAUUAUCAGCCAUUUUCAGCAAUUUUAACGAAUUUUGGACAGCCGAACGAUGCAUUGGCGAGCUGUCGGGCAGCGCGGACUUGAGUGUGGAUAUCAGUGGAAAUGCACCAUUCGGAGUGUUUACGCAUAGCCAAUUCUUCGAUAUUUCCAGAUAUCCCAAGCCGAUUGCCCAGAAAACGGGCGCUUCUGGAGCCAAGAUCUUCUUCUACACGGCGAAUCUAGCCCCAUCGACGACGACGACGUCAUCAUCAUCAGAAUCGUUUUCGGUGAAUCCAGAAGACGUUAGCGACUUUCAAUGGGUGACACGAGAGGAGUUCUGGAGUACUGUACCUGGCACCGACUAUAAGAAGGCGCGAUUUCCAGACUCAAAAAUUAUGAUUUUCGGCCUAUUUUCAGUCAUUGUUCUCUCUAGAUUUUAG
This is a messenger RNA of Caenorhabditis briggsae, 1842 nucleotides long. It is a transcript of the gene Cbr-ech-5, whose product is annotated as Protein CBR-ECH-5. Gene Ontology annotation, cellular component: mitochondrion. The transcript is spliced from 12 exons. Gene Ontology annotation, biological process: fatty acid beta-oxidation. Gene Ontology annotation, molecular function: enoyl-CoA hydratase activity. The record is from RefSeq and is a predicted model, not a curated record. The coding region runs from base 1 to 1842 and encodes 613 amino acids. Lineage: Eukaryota; Metazoa; Nematoda; Chromadorea; Rhabditida; Rhabditidae.